Neocloeon triangulifer is the source of this 3226-nucleotide messenger RNA. RefSeq lists its product as uncharacterized. Lineage: Eukaryota; Metazoa; Arthropoda; Insecta; Ephemeroptera; Baetidae. The transcript has 14 exons. The record is from RefSeq and is a predicted model, not a curated record. The coding region runs from base 1371 to 2951 and encodes 526 amino acids.
CAAUUUUGUAAACAAACACAAUUCAAGCAUAAUCUUCUAAAUUUUCACCGCAAAUUACCGCAUUUUCCGAUAUUCCAAACCUUUCAUGAGUUUCUCGCUGAAAUGAAAACUCCAGCCAACCAGCGACUCGACAACGACUGCCCCCGGAGGCGGCGGGCCGCAAGGAGGCGGCGUGGUUGCCUGUGACUAAGGACACGUCGACCCAAGUUUGACCUUGGACCUCGACCCCAUCAAAUUUGACCACCCGAAGCGAGGUUCGCACUUUUUCACCAAAAUUUGAAUCUGCAAGUGUAAAAUCUCAGGCGAGGGCGCGCACCCCUUGUGGCCACCCCUGGUCGUCAGGAGGUUUGAAUCGGGUCAAAUGCAGAAAGAAGGAGAGCAACAAAAGGUUGAGGCGAGUGAGGCCGAUUUGACGCCACCUUCGUCUCUUCCGCGUCGCCGCCUCCAAGAAGGACCCAAGUCAGGUGGAUCCAGGGUAGAGCUUCGGAGGCUUUUGUGUUGGCAUCGGUCAGGAUCACAGCAAAAGUAAGGGUCAAAGGUUCAAGGCUACCUGAGAAGUUGAUUGAAAUCGCCGAUCUGAAUUAAAAUUUUGUGAAGCGUUGGACGUUGAGUUGGCGCUGACGGACCUGCAGGUGGCCGACGACAUGCACGAGCGGCUCCGUGAAGGCCCCUGUCAGGUCAGGGACUGUGCCCUGAAUUGGUCAAACUCCUCCAGGAGAACCACCCCCUGGAUGCACACCAUCGUCCUCCCUCGCCCUGCGGCCCUCGGGGUGUGGUGGGGGGCGCGUGACCCGCGGUUCGGCCGCGCCUCCCUGGCUCGGCCGGGUUGCGGCGUCGCCAGGGUAAGCCGCCCUCACCUGCGCCACCCCCGCAGAGGGGCGCGCUGGAUCACGGCGUCCGACCCGUCGCCCCGCCUUGGAGGAAAAACCAGGGUCUUCGAGCGCGUCCCCCCAGCUACCCUUGGGCCUUCCCCCCUCAACAACCUCCACUUGUGACAGUCCUGGCAACACUCACCUUCAAAGAGGUCCGACCCACGGCGCGACACUGGAGCAAAAGCCUUGCACUGCACGACUGGACACCGGUGCGGCUCUCGCAGUGUUUCCGGCCGCAAAUCCUUCGUCUCCACUUCAAUUGUCCAUUUCCCUGCCGGUCAACUUUUGUCCGCUGAUUUGAGUAGUUCGCUGCGACAUCGAGACCGGCUCGUUGAAUUAAUUCCGCGCGCGACACGUUUCGCUGCAGACGAAAAAAUCUCCCUGGCACCUUUCGUUUAGCUCAGUAUUUGAAGCUCGAUCCCAGAUCAGGCGAGGUGUCGCAGACGCAGAACAAGGAGGAGGAGUUCGAAGACAUCCUCGAAGAACAGCGCAGAGAUCAUGGCGGAAAUUGAGAAUUGCGCCUUCUCUGCAAGGUCGUCCCAGUCCGACGGCAUCUCGUCAAGAGUCAACCUUGGAAGUGUCGAGCAAGCCAAAUCUCGACCCUCUUCGUUGGUGAGGAGUGGAAUCCCCGUUCUCAUCAAGGCCACAAACAAGCCUGAGGCCCUGGCCCAUCCAAAUGCUGUCUCGGCCGCAUCUGGUUAUGCUAAAAACCCAUCUAGCUGUAGGAAAGCCGUACUAGGCCCCACUAAAGGCUUGUUGGGCAAUGGCCAGGCCAAGGGUGGCCCGAGCAAAACCCAAACAGGCCCCAACACCGUCAAAGCCUCCUUAGGCACUGCAAAAGUUAAGUCGAGCUGCGACAAAGCCGGACUAGGCCCCAUCAAAGGCUCGUCGGGAGAUGGCCAGGCCAAGUGUGGCCAGAGCAAAACCCAAGCAGGCCCCAACCUUUCUGGUCCUGGAAAAGCAUGUUUUAGUGGUGUUGAAGAUGUUGACUUUCCAGAAGACUUCAGCGAAUUCCAUGACGCUGCUGAAGAGACUAUUUUUCUUGAUGUGGACAGUGACGCUGAUGAUAUUGCUAAGCCAAAUGAAACGCGACUGCCGGCUGCAGAUGUGCUCAAGAAAGUUACCGAAUACUGCUCUUCAAAAUUGUCGCCUAAGAUAGAUAAAAAGAAGGCAAAGAAAAGCACCAGGAAUGUAUAUUUAUCAGUCCCAAAUGGAGAUGACCGCAAGGCGUUCGACAACGACGUCAACUGUAAAGACGUUGUCGGCAACGAUGUGAAGAUAAUCAAACUUUGCUCGUUGAAUGCAUUUCUGCACCUCAUCCUUGAGUUGGCGCUCUUUGCUAAAAAAGGUGACAAAGCUGCGCUUGAAUUCCUUUACUCCUCAUCUUGUUUGGCAGAAACACUCACAAAAUCUUUUAUUGAAGAAGCUUUCAAAUGUAAUGGCAAAAUCACUGCAAAACUCGACACUCUUCGUGCAACAAUGGCUGUCAAGUGGUUGAACGCCCUAAACCCCGAGUGCCUUUCAGUCACCAACAAGUUGGUGCAAGGCGUGGCAGGAAACAUAGGCCCUUUGAUGUUUCUCAAUCAUUCUGGAACGACUAGCGCCCUGGAAUAUGGCAUAUGUGUAUUUUGUGGUGCGUCUGAUUCCUCGGACAGAAUUGCUUUCAUCUGGGCAGAUGAGCUUGACCACUACACUGCAACUGGCUAUUGGAUUAUGGACGUCGAGGGGAUUUGUCAAAAGUGCCAACGCCAAACUACGAAAGUGCGAGUGCUGAAUGAACAUGGCUUUUUUCUCGGAUGCAGAGCAAUGGGAGAAGCCGUCAAUGAGGGUCAACUCAACUGUAAGUUUCCUCUGGUCAUGCAGAUUGGACUUAUCACUUACGAGAGGAAAUCGCUGCUGGCCACGACUGCUAACUUUCAUGACCGUCACGCGUGGGUGGUUUCGCCCACCGUGAAUGAGGAUGCCUGGAGGUCUGUCGACAGCAUCGCUAAUUGGAACAAUAUUAUUUUACUGUGGUUGACACCUCUGUUAUGGUGGUUGCAUACGCCAAAGAAAUAUGUUAGUGUCUUAGGUGUUUGAUAUUGAAUGAAAAAUCACAUCAUUCUGACCCUGAACCCUGAAAUCAGAAACUGAGCAAUUGCUUUGCGCUCAGUAUGCGGUUUUGUAAUUGUGUCUGAAGUUUUGCUGAUUUUUUGCUUUUAUGAUUUAACCAUUUUUACUCAAUGACUAUUUGUAUUCUGUGCUAUUGGUAAUGUGCGUGAAUUUUUUACAAUGAAAGUCCGAAUGCCCGAAUGUGGCCCGAAUAUAAACAAAUAAUUAUAAUAAUUAAUAUCCAGAAAAAUAAAAGUUUUUUA